GCCCUAAACACAGUGCAUCUGCCUGCAGCCUGCCUGCACGCCUGCCCGCAGCCUGCCCGCAACCAGCCCCGGAUUUGCUUCCCAGCCAUGCUGCUGCUCCCACUCCUCCUGAAGGCCACCCUGCUGCACCUGGCCAGUGGCUUCUACCGCCCGUUCCGCAACGGCUUCUACUACAACCACAUCAUGAAUGACAAUAGUGACGAGCAGGACAAAGUGGAUUAUUUUAGUGGAUCCAGACUAGUGGUGGAAGCCUCCAGAGACCCUGUCUACAGCUACAAUGGUGCCAACAUCACCCUGCCCUGCCGCUACCGCUAUGAACCUGACCAGGAACCUAAGCGCAAAAUCCGCAUCAAGUGGUCCAAGCUGCGGGACGACUACACCAAAGAGCAGGAUGUGAUGGUGGCCAUUGGCAAGACCUACGUGGCCUUUGGGGACUUCAAGGGCCGUGCCCACAUCCGCCAGGCUGGUGAGGCCAGCUGGCACGAGGCCUCGCUGGUCAUCAGCGACGUGCGCUUGAAGGACGAUGGCAAAUUCCGCUGCGAGGUCAUUGAUGGGCUGGAGGAUGAGAGCGACGUUGUGGACCUCCGGCUGCAAGGCAUCGUGUUCCCCUACCAGCCUCCCCGCGGGCAGUACAGGCUCAAUUUCCACGAAGCCGAGCAAGUGUGCCAGGACCAAGGUGCCAUCCUCGCCAACUUUAACCAGCUCUUCCAGGCGUGGAGCGAGGGGCUGGACUGGUGCAACGCGGGCUGGCUGGCCGAUGGCACGGUGCAGUACCCCAUCCGCCUGCCCCGCAAGCCCUGCGGGGGCGUGCACCUCGCCCCGGGCAUCCGCAGCUACGGCCCGCGGCACCGCCACCUGCACCGCUUCGAUGCCUUCUGCUUCUCCUCCGCGCUCAAAGGAGAGGUUUUCUACCUGGACCGCCCGGCUGGGAUGACGCUGGAGGAGGCCAAGCAGAGCUGCCAGGAUGCCGGGGCCGAAAUCGCCCGCGUGGGGCAGCUCUACUCCGCCUGGAAGUUCGCGGGGCUGGACCGCUGCAAUGCCGGCUGGCUGGCAGAUGGCAGUGUCCGCUACCCCAUUGUCACACCCCGGGCCAACUGCGGCCCCGCUGAGCCCGGUGUCCGCAGCUUCGGCUUCCCCAGAAAGGGCAGCUUUGGAGUCUUCUGCUACAGAGAGAGAUAAGGAGCCGGGAGGGAUCCUUCUUGGAUGAAGGACGUUUCCAUCCUGCCAGCGCCCAGUGUUGGGCAUUUCCA
Camarhynchus parvulus is the source of this 1250-nucleotide messenger RNA. It is a transcript of the gene HAPLN3, whose product is annotated as hyaluronan and proteoglycan link protein 3. Gene Ontology annotation, biological process: cell adhesion. NCBI's taxonomy places the organism in Eukaryota, Metazoa, Chordata, Aves, Passeriformes, Thraupidae. The coding region runs from base 88 to 1179 and encodes 363 amino acids. The record is from RefSeq and is a predicted model, not a curated record. Gene Ontology annotation, molecular function: hyaluronic acid binding. The transcript is spliced from 5 exons.